Messenger RNA from Trypanosoma cruzi, 2424 nucleotides. Its product is annotated as 5'-3' exonuclease XRND, putative. The transcript has a single exon. Gene Ontology annotation, cellular component: nucleus. Gene Ontology annotation, biological process: nuclear-transcribed mRNA catabolic process. Gene Ontology annotation, molecular function: 5'-3' RNA exonuclease activity; RNA binding. The coding region runs from base 1 to 2424 and encodes 807 amino acids. The record is from RefSeq and is a predicted model, not a curated record. Lineage: Eukaryota; Euglenozoa; Kinetoplastea; Trypanosomatida; Trypanosomatidae.
AUGGGAAUUGCCGGGUUUUACUUGUGGCUGCAGCGUUGGUACGGCGACUGUGUGGAGGAUGUCCCGGAGGAGGUAGUGAAGGCCGCGCUGGAUGGCCAGCCGCUCCCUGCUAGCAGCGACACCACGCAGCGUUUUGACAACUUCUAUCUCGAUAUGAACGGGCUCAUUCAUCCCUGUUGUCAUGAUACGGCGCCGCUGCCGGAACCGGAGAGUGAAGAGGAGAUGUUUGAACGCAUUUUUGCGCAGGUGGAUUUAUUGUACAAAAUAGUCCGUCCGCGGAAGUGUCUCGUGUUAUGCAUCGACGGUGUCGCACCUCAGAGUAAGAUGAAUCAACAGCGCAGCCGUCGCUUUCGUGCGGCGGAGGAGCGCAUUGAGAGUGAAGUUUUCUCCGCACAGUGCGCGGAGGACGUUGUCAAGAAGGGUCUUCCUCUUCCCCAAACACGAAGUCGCUGGGAUCACAAUGUCAUUACUCCCUCUACUCCGUUUAUGGAGCGUGUUGGGUUGGCCAUUGAGUGGUUUAUUAUGAAAAAAAUUAACGAGGAUCCGGCUUGGCGUCACAUCGCCGUCAUCUUCUCGGACGCCCACGUCCCUGGUGAGGGGGAGCACAAAAUUAUGCACUACAUUCGAGAACUUCGGGCUCAGUUGGGUUAUAACCCGCAAACUUCUCAUGUCAUUCAUGGAAUGGAUGCAGACUUGAUAUGUUUAGGGCUUUCCACUCAUGAAGAGCAUGUGACCAUAUUGCGAAAUCAGCUCACAGAAACCUUUCAGCCUGAUCACAAUCGCUUCUGCUACUUUAGUCUCUACAAAUAUCGUUUGCGCCUAAGAGACGACUUUGGUGGCAUCGGCCAAAUGGAUUUUGAGAGAGUACUGGACGACUUUAUAUUUCUUUGUUUUUUUGUAGGAAACGAUUUCCUUCCACAUGUGCCUCUCAUCUCUAUCAAAACAAAAGGCAUUGAGCUUCUACUGGAUCACUACGUGCGGGGCUUUAAAGAUCACUCGUACUUAACCCAUGGAGGUGAAGUAAAUUACGGUAAUUUGGCCAAGUUUCUGCGUUUUUUUCUCGUAGGGUACAUGGAGAAACUGAAGCAGGAGUAUGGCGGGGUGCUGCGGGCAAAGCAGCGAGCGAAGGCGAAGGUCGAGGAGCGUGUCAAGGAAUUGGAGCGGGAAUUGGAAGAACAACUAAAUUCCCUUCAGAAAGACCGUAAGAAUGCCCAGCAGGUAAGUAACGCUGCUCAUAAACUGUUGCUCUCCAUUAUGAGGGAACGUGCGCGUCUUGUCGUCGACAAGGAACCUCUAGGGUUUUCCUACGUGAACGACGACCAUCGCGAUAAGUACUACGAAAAAAAGUUUGGCUGGGAUCCUGCAGACCGCGAGGCAUUUGAGAAAAAAAUUCAGCUUUGCUGUGCGGAAUACUUGCGUGGGACGCAGUGGGUGAUGCGGUACUAUACCACAGGGUGCCCAUCGUGGGAUUGGUACUACCCGUUUUAUUACGCCCCUCUUCUGCAGGAUUUGGCGCACUUUCCCGGUAAAGUGAAAGUAAAAAUGACAUUGGGAGCACCGAGGCAUCCGGUGCUUCAGUUGCUGGCGGUCUUGCCUCGGCUUAGCGUGGAGGCUCUGCCGGAAGAACUGCAUGACGCGGUUAAGGACCCAGAGUCCGUUCUAGGGGUCUUCUACCCCGAGAAGGUCGACGUGGACUUUAGCGAGGCACAUUUCUCCUACCAGGGAGUGUUGCGGCUCCCAUUCGUUAACAACAGCCAUCUUCAAUCCGCAUGCCAAAAACUUGUCCGUUUGGAGCCGGAUUUCGGCUUCACACUUCUUUUAUGUCAUGAGUCAAGUCGUCUUUCUCGUGCACUGAAGUCUCUGCUUGCGGACAAGGAUGGAGAAAAGGUGAUGAAGCCUAUUCCUAAAGUGUUGGCUGCAAAGGUCCCCAUUGGUGGGAAAGUUGGACCGCAUGAAAUGGAGUGGCCACGUCACGCCAGGUUGCACUGCCCAGAUGACGGCAUUGCAAGUGAAACGUCUUACGGAGCUCCCAUCAAGAGUAAUGCUGCGUGUUGCUAUCGCUACGAACUAAACACGCAAUCUCUUUACAGACCUAUAUUACUACGUGAACUAAGAAAGACCAUGAGAGGUGCCGCCGCCCCGGCAUCUACCGCGGAUAAUUUGGUGGAAAACCCGGCCGUACGGAAGAGUUCCGCUCCUGCAGACUCUUUGAGAAGCUCCGAGAAAAAAUUAAUUCGAAGAGCGAAACAUGGGCGGGAGGAACCGCAGGAACAGAACACGGAGGUGGAAGUGGUGGUGAAUAAAAAAGACACAUCAACGGCUAAAAGGCGUCGUGUUGAAAACACUGUGAAGGAGCCAACUGUGAAGGCCGAGCCUCCUAAGAAAGCUGUGAAGAGGAAAAGUAAGACCCGGCGAAAUAACUGA